Pocillopora verrucosa is the source of this 1580-nucleotide messenger RNA. RefSeq names its product golgin subfamily A member 7-like. The record is from RefSeq and is a predicted model, not a curated record. NCBI's taxonomy places the organism in Eukaryota, Metazoa, Cnidaria, Anthozoa, Scleractinia, Pocilloporidae. Gene Ontology annotation, biological process: peptidyl-L-cysteine S-palmitoylation; protein targeting to membrane. Gene Ontology annotation, cellular component: palmitoyltransferase complex.
GAAGUCAACAUGGCGACGGCUCAGGUGUCCACCGACGAUCCCUCAAAACGAAAUGUUAAAGUUUUCAUCCAGAGGGACUACUCGCGCGGAACUGCAUGUCGCUUUCAAAAUAAGUUUCCACCUGAAUUAGAAGGAAAGCUUGAGCGGAGUCAGUUUGAGCAAACAGUCAACCACAUCAAUGAAAUCUUUGAUGAAGCUGAAAAAGUUGGACCUAGAACUUACCUGGAGGGAUGUUUGGGUUGUGUUACUGCUUAUCUUAUUUUCAUGUGCAUACAAACUCAAUACAAUAAGUGUUUAAAGAGACUAGCAGAUUACAUAAAUGAACAGAACCAAAGUGUGUUUAUUCCAAGGGGACUAAUGAUCACCAAUCCCAUGGACAGGGGACUUCGAGUUAUUGAAAUUGUGGUUGUCAGCUCAUCAGAUCAGAGGUGACCUAUUAAGCAAUGUGUGAUUUCUUGGACUUUGAAUCUUCUAAAGCUCAACAUCCUGGUGGUGUUAAAAAUUGUAUUAUCUUGAAGGCUGAGAUACAGUCAAGGACCUAAAUCACUUCUGUUCCUUUAUUUUUUAGGGCAUAGUCGCUAAAAUCUUUACAAACUUUGCCAAUGUUUGCAUGCAAUAGCAAUAUUUUAUUUAGCUUUUUGUAUAUUGAAAUAAAUUAUGAUCAUGUUAUGAUUUUUGAUCAUUAAAUAUGUUAAUUAAAUGAGUUUACUUUCAAUUAGGUGCACUGAAAAUUUCAAGUUACACUCAACUUUUCUCUAGGCAAUUUAUUCUCUGAGCGAUUUAAGUCUAGUAAAUGAUCAUUAUUGUGCAUAUGGUUAAACAGUAGAAAUUCGAUAGAUGUGGAGUGUAAGAUAAUGGAACUCUGCUGUACAUUACUUAUGAUAAAUAACAUUUUAAAGGUGAUACUUGUAACAGUUUAAUGUUUGUAUAUGAUUGGCAUUAACCAAUGAUUGCAUGCUUCAUGGAUAGGGCUGUACUAUGGUGAUGAUUAUACCAGUCUGCACAUAAUCUAAAAGUUGUACACCCAAAACAGCUUUGCAAAACACAUUCUCUAUUUCUACCUGAGGUUAAUUUUGCAUGAUUUUCCUUUUAUAAGGACACAAACACAUAUCUGUGAUAGGACAGAACUGCCCUGAUUAUUAUUGCUCGCAAGUGUGAACAUGCCAGUCAGACAGUGUAUCAGUAUUGUUAUCCCUUUCCUUGUUUGGAUAAUAUUUAAUUUAAUAAAUCUGUAUUUGUCACAAUUUACAUUCAAGGUCAUCACUUAGAAACCAGAUGCUCUGAAAACACUCAUGCUAAAUGUUAAAAGUAAAUCAGCUAAGAAAUUCAGAAGCAUGUUUAUCUACUAGGUAUUGUCAAAAGACAAUGUAUGUUAAGUUACUUCUGAAGAAAGUGAUAUAUCAAAAAAAGGAGUGUUCACAUGUAUGCGUGAGCAAUUUUUUUGGUUCACAUGCUUGUUUUUACUUGAUUGAGGUAGAUCUGUACAUGUAUUUAUUUUUGUUAAAAACAACUCAAAUACUGUAUUCAAUGGUGCUCUUAAUUCAUUGUUGAAAUAAACAAUAGGUUUAUUAUUUUUAUGA